CAUGACCUACGGGGUCGAGACGUGUCAGAAUUGUCGAGAAUCAUCGGCGGAGAGAGAGCUAGCAUAGAGGAAUAUCCAUUCGCGGUCUCGUUGCAGAACAAUGGCACUUUUUUUGGUCACCAAGUCGAGCAUUUCUGCGGCGGCGGUAUAGUCGGGGAGAAGUGGAUAAUUACGACGGCGCAGUGCGCCCUCAGUGUACAAGUGAAGGCGUUUCACGUGAGGGCCGGCACGUCACGUUAUUACGAGGGUGGUGACGUUUAUGGUGUACAAACCGUCGUGAUACAUCCCGCCUUUAACGCAAUUAAUUACGACUACGACGUUGGUCUCGUCCAGCUCACAGAUAGCAUCCAGUUUGACACGACAAAACAGCCUAUCAAAUUGCCAAAAGUCCAUUCUACGAUUGACGACGGUUCCAAGAUUCGAGUUCUCGGUUGGGGUGCAUACGAGUUCUUAGGCCCCGUUUCGGAUCAAUUAUUAUUCAGCACGAUGUGGAAAAUCGAUAAUGCGAAAUGUCAGCAAGCCAGCGGCGUCUUCUUGACAAACAGAAUGUUCUGCGCUAUGUCGAGCUCUGCUAGGCCGUGCGUCGGGGAUUCGGGCUCGCCUGUUAUUUAUCACGACACAUUAUACGGAGUGGCUUCGUGGAGUCGUUCCUGCGCUUCGCAAUAUCCGACGGCCUUUACGGCUAUAGCGGAAGUGAAAGAUUGGAUCAGCGAAGUGAUUGGAAUGGCUUGAUUCCUUACGUACUUACGAUCGUAGCACGGCUCAGGACACAUCGUUAAACUAUUGUAAUAUUUUAUGCAUUAAAAGCUCGCAACCGUGUCCUUUAAGAUGCCAUUAGUCAAGAUAUUUAGGAGACUGUACAGUCUGCAGCUUUGUUAUAAUAAUUUGUAAGUCAUAACUAAGCAUGUUAUCAAAAUAUUUAAUAU
Messenger RNA from Ceratina calcarata, 926 nucleotides. Its product is annotated as trypsin 5G1. The transcript has 7 exons. Gene Ontology annotation, molecular function: serine-type endopeptidase activity. Gene Ontology annotation, biological process: proteolysis. The annotation marks the transcript as partial. Lineage: Eukaryota; Metazoa; Arthropoda; Insecta; Hymenoptera; Apidae. The record is from RefSeq and is a predicted model, not a curated record.